AUGAGAAAAAUGACUUCAGUCUUGCGGGACCUUUCAGACCAUGACAUGGUGCACUUCUUCAUACAACCUCAGAUUGUUGCUAGAACACUAGCAGGGGUGUUCUCUCUGGUAAUAUUUGCCUCGUUGGUGUCUGAAGGAUAUCAAAACUUGACAACCUCUUCCCAGCUACAUUGUAUUUUUAAUGAUAAUGGGGCAGUCUGCUGCUUUGGCAUCACAGUUGGUGUACUUUCUUUUCUCCAGUGUCUCCUCUUUUUAGGCUGCGAUGUCUAUGAUACUUGCAUUACUAAUCACAAGUUCAAGUAUGCUAUCCUUGUACUGGAUGUUACUUUCUCUAUGACAUGGACAUGCCUGUGGUUUAUUGGAUUCUGUAUCCUAGCCAAUCAGUGGAACCGGUCAACUCACUCCUACCUGCUGGGAACUAGUGCUGCACGGGCUAGCAUUGCCUUUGCCUUCCUUUCUGUUCCAUGCUGGGGAUACCUAGCCUAUCUGGCUGUGAAAAACCUGUGGGCUGAGCCACCUGUGCCGUAUAAGCGGACGCUGGAUGAAGGAUCUGUUGCUCUAACCACCCUUUCUACAUCCACCACCACCUCUCUUCCCAAUAAUAUGGGGUUCCCUGAAAAUGUGGGUGCAGCUUCCUAUCCAUCCACACCUGUACCCCAUCGACUAACCUUAAUGAAUACCGAUAACUAGACAGUU
This is a messenger RNA of Protobothrops mucrosquamatus (brown spotted pit viper), 696 nucleotides long. RefSeq names its product synaptogyrin 4 (gene SYNGR4). The transcript has 4 exons. NCBI's taxonomy places the organism in Eukaryota, Metazoa, Chordata, Lepidosauria, Squamata, Viperidae. Bases 1 to 690 code for a protein of 229 amino acids. Gene Ontology annotation, cellular component: neuromuscular junction; synaptic vesicle membrane. The record is from RefSeq and is a predicted model, not a curated record.